AUGUCAAGCAACCAUUUCAAGUACAAAUACACCCCUCUCAAUCCCCAGGCUCGCGAGAUCCGUCUCCUCACAUUCUCCCCGGGUGACUACAACGAACCGCUUCACUGCCACCCCGAGAAUAUCCUGUUUCUCGACGGACACCCCUUCAACGAGACAACAAGCCUUCUCUUUGCGCUGCGGCACUUGCGUCCUCCAGUCCGAGGCAGCUCGAUAUCUGUACCCCUCUGGGUCGAUGCUGUGUGUAUCGAUCAGGGAAACUGGGGUGAGCGGAGUCAACAGGUUUCUCUGAUGCGGGAUAUCUAUGCCUCGGCUGAAAGGGUGUGGAUAUGGCUUGGUGAAGAAGGGGAUGGUAGCGAUACCACGUUUGAUGCUCUUCCUGUCAUUACGGGGCAAAUUCAUGGCCACGAUGACGAUGACGAAGAGCAAAAGCAGCACCAAUUACAUUUGACACAGCAGUGUGCUGGCCUCUUCUUUGAACUGGCCAAUCGUCGGCCGUGGUUCUCGCGAACCUGGAUCCUCCAGGAGCUGGCAGUUUGCGAACGGGAUCCAUUGGCUAUUGCGAGAGGAGUAUUUACGGAAAUUGGCAUGCUUCGUCAGAAGAUACGGGAUGAUGACGCUCAACAGACCGCAGACGAUCGCCAUAGCGAUGGAUCUGAUGACAGUUCUUCUAACACUGAAAUUCUCGCGUUGACAAAAAUCGACGUCCUAAAUGACCUCCGUCAAGCAAUGUAUGCUGAAGGUGGCGAUCAUCUCAGGAAACUGCUCUUGAUUUCAAGAAGCUCAGAGUCUACUGACCCAAGAGACCGAGUGUACGGGCUUCUCGGUCUUUUACAUGCUCAGGCUCAGGACCAUGAUAGCGACGCAGACCCAGGCGCCACAAUUACAGUUGACUACUCCAAACCAGCGGUGGCGGUUUACACAGAUGCAAUGUCUCAUAUUUUUCAUCACGGACAAGGCCCCUACUAUCUAUCCGGUGUAUACCUCCCAGGUAUUUCCGCCAUUGCUCCUCACAUCCCUGAUCUCCCAUCAGAAGUAGAGCAGCCUCGUCUUCCAUCAUAG
Messenger RNA from Monascus purpureus, 1059 nucleotides. The record is from the annotation of a GenBank genome assembly. NCBI's taxonomy places the organism in Eukaryota, Fungi, Ascomycota, Eurotiomycetes, Eurotiales, Aspergillaceae.